AUGGAGGAGGCUGGCCCAUGUGAAGGCCUGAGGACUCAGGGUGAGCCCGAGAGAACAGACACUUCAUGGGGAGGCAGCGUGUUCUGCAGGAAUCCAGGUUUCAGGAAAUACAAAGUGGAAAAGUCAGUACCCCGUGACGGGGCUGAGGAUGCAGGGGAAUUGGAAGAUCAGUGCGAGAGGCUGGGAGAUGGCUGCCAGCUGAAAUCAGGGACUCAAGCUUACUCAAUUACACUCAGUGAGAAUAAGACCCCCAUUCUUACAGCAUCCCAAGCAAGAGUUCUGAGGGUGGAGGCAGCUACCUUCAGAAAAGGUAGACCAUAUAGAGGUGCAUGGUUAUUGGGAGGCAAAAUGUGUGUAGAGGAAGAAGAGAAAUUCCUGAUUUGUGUUCUUUUUCUGAUUCUUUUUAGAGUUGGUGGUUCCAGGAUUUUCCUCAGAAUGACAUUAGGAAGAGAAUUGAUGUCUCCUCUUCAGGCAAUGUCUUUGUAUACUACAGCUGGCAGAAAUGUUUUAAGAUGGGAUCUUUCACCGGAGCAAAUUAAAACAAGAACUGAGGAGCUCAUUGUGCAGACCAAACAGGUGUAUGAUGCUGUUGGAAUGCUCGAUAUUGAGGAAGUCACUUAUGAGAAUUGUCUGCAGCCACUGGCAAAUGUAGAAGUAAAGUAUAUAGUGGAAAGAACCAUGCUAGACUUUCCUCAGCAUGUAUCCUCUGACAAAGAAGUACGAACUGCAAGUACAGAAGCAGACAAAAGACUUUCUCGUUUUGAUAUUGAGAUGAGCAUGAGAGCAGAUAUAUUUCAGAGAAUUGUUCGUUUACAGGAAACCUGUGAUCUGGGGAAGAUAAAACCUGAAGCCAGACGAUACUUGGAAAAGUCAGUAAAAAUGGGGAAAAGGAAUGGGCUCCAUCUUCCAGAACAAGUACAGAAUGAAAUCAAAUCAAUGAAGAAAAGAAUGAGUGAGCUCUGUAUUGACUUUAACAAAAACCUCAACGAGGAUGAUACCUUCCUUGUAUUUUCCAGGGCCGAACUUGGUGCUCUUCCUGAUGAUUUCAUUGAUAGUUUAGAAAAGACAGAUGAUGACAAGUAUAAAAUUACUUUAAAAUAUCCACACUAUUUUCCUGUCAUGAAGAAAUGUUGUGACCCUGAAACCAGAAGAAGGAUGGAAAUGGCUUUUAAUACAAGAUGCAAAGAGGAAAACACCAUAAUUCUGCAGCAGCUACUCCCAUUGCGGGCCAAAGUGGCCAAACUUCUUGGCUAUAGCACACAUGCUGACUUUGUCCUUGAACUGAACACGGCAAAGAGCACAAGUCACGUGACAACCUUUCUAGAUGACUUAAGCCAGAAAUUGAAACCCUUGGGUGAAGCAGAACGAGAGUUUAUUUUGAAUUUGAAGAAAAAGGAAUGUGAAGAAAGAGGUUUUGAAUACGAUGGUAAAAUCAAUGCCUGGGAUCUGCAUUACUACAUGACUCAGACAGAAGAACUCAAGUACUCCGUAGACCAAGAAUUCCUCAAGGAAUACUUCCCAAUUGAGGUGGUCACUGAAGGCUUGCUCAACACCUACCAGGAGCUGUUGGGACUUUCAUUUGAGCAAGUGUCAGAUGCUCAUGUCUGGAAUAAAAGUGUCACACUUUAUACUGUGAAGGAUAAAGCUUCAGGAGAAGUAUUGGGACAGUUCUAUUUGGACCUCUAUCCAAGGGAAGGAAAAUACAACCAUGCAGCCUGCUUUGGUCUCCAGCCUGGCUGCCUUCUCCCUGACGGAGGCCGCAUGAUGGCUGUGGCUGCCCUUGUGGUGAACUUCUCACAACCAGUAGCUGGCCGUCCCUCUCUCCUGAGACAUGACGAGGUGAGGACCUACUUCCAUGAGUUUGGUCAUGUCAUGCAUCAGAUUUGUGCACAGGUGAGUGAUUUUUUUAUCUUUAUUUUUACAGUAAACCUACUAAGCUUCUCCAGAACUUUUUUUCACUGCUGUCAGGUUUCUCCCCUUAGCAUGUUUUUUCAGAAGCUGAACAUGUUCAAGAAUUUCAUAAACUUUCUGCAAAAACAAAAUUUUCCUUAUCACGUCGUCUUUUACAACAUAUUUUUAUUCAGAGGUUAAUCUACCAGUGAAAGAGCUUCCUUGAAUAACAGCCUGUGGAAAAAGAAUAAGACUAUCAUUAAGGAAGGAUUAUAAAUACUUUGCUUUUUCUUUUUAAUUCCUUCUUUUUAUCCACAAGAAUUUGGUAUAAAUUUCACAGAAAAACUGCUGUGA
Molecule: messenger RNA, 2244 nt
Organism: Carlito syrichta (Philippine tarsier)
Lineage: Eukaryota; Metazoa; Chordata; Mammalia; Primates; Tarsiidae
Product: neurolysin, mitochondrial-like
Biological process (GO): peptide metabolic process; proteolysis
Cellular component (GO): mitochondrial intermembrane space
Molecular function (GO): metalloendopeptidase activity
Source: RefSeq, a predicted model, not a curated record